AAGAUAUUGAUUGAUCAUCUUUACCUUCUUGGAAUAUGAUAGGACAGGAUUUUGAUUGAUUCAUUAAUUCAACAGUAGAGAAAAUGUGUGGAGAAAUAACAGCCGCCUCUUUGCAUGCAGUAGUGGUGCCAUUUCCUGCUCAGGGUCAUGUCAAUCCGCUAAUGAAUUUUGCGGAGCUGCUGGCCAUACGGGGAUUCUUCAUAACCUUUGUCACCACCGAAUGGAUAGACCAACGCCUUUUAAAAGCAGCUUCCACAGAUGGAGCGGCACGUGACCGUGAAGCCAAAGAGAGGGGCCUCAAAUUUCGUUUUCUCUCUCUUCCCGACGGCUUACCACCUGAUCAUGGCCGAACUUCCGAACUCGGCGAACUUUAUCUUGCACUGCGAAAUUUGGGCCCUGCUUUGGAAAAUCUGUUAACUGCAGCAGAUACUUCUGUUCCACCCAUAACGUGUAUUGUGUCUGAUAGUUUUAUAUCUUGCACGGCAGAGGUGGCUCAAAAUCUCGGGGUGCCCCGGGUUAUCUUCUGGACUUGUUGUACUGCAAACUCAAUUGUUCAGACCAACGCUAACGUUCUGCUUUCUCAAGGCCAUAUUCCAGUUACAGAUGACGAUCUGAAAUCCAAAGACAAAGUAAUUACAUCUAUUCCUGGAAAAAUUCCUCCUAUCCGACCAAUUGAUAUAGUCUCAUUCUACCGUGAAAAACAUGUCUCUGAAACUAUUUACAGUGCCUUUCUCUAUGAAGCUCGCUACCAAAACAUAGCAGAUUACUUGCUGGUCAACACCUUCGAGGAGUUGGAAGGAGGAAAGGAAGCACAAAUGGGUCUCAGUAUUAAUGGAUGCCCUGCUCUAGCAGUGGGCCCGGUGUCUCUUCCCAAUUUCUUACAAGGCGAGAACUCCAUGUUCAGUAUGUGGGAAGAGGACAAUAAUUGCUUUCAAUGGCUAGAUUCUCAACCAAAGCAAUCUGUGUUAUAUGUUUCAUUUGGUAGCAUUGCUGUAAAAUCUGAAAGGCAAUUGCACGAGCUGGCACUUGGACUAGAGGCUUGUGGGUACCCUUUCUUGUGGGUACUUAGGUCUGACAUAGCUGAAGGAAAGUCUCUAGAGUUACCAGAGGGCUUUAAUGAACGAACCAAAGAUCGAGCCCUGGUUGUUACUUGGACCAAACAAUUGCAAGUCCUUUCCCAUCCUUCGGUGGGAGGAUUCCUGACACACAAUGGGUGGAACUCUACUUUAGAAGCAAUCAGCAUGGGAGUUCCUAUGAUCGGAUGGCCUAAUGUUUCUGACCAGUUUAUUAAUUGUCGAUUUGCCAAAGAUUUUUGGAAAGUUGGCUUAGACUUUGAAGGCGUUGGUGCUGAUGAAUCCAAAUUGGUCACCAAGGAAGAGGUUGAAAGUGUAGUGAAGGAUCUUAUGGAAGGCUCUGUAGGAAAGGAGUUGCGAAGAAAUAUUGCAAGGUUCAAAGAAGCAUCAACUAAGGCAGUCAUGCCAGGGGGUACUUCUUUUGAAAAUCUCAACACAUUUGUUCAGGAUAUGCAAAAGAUAGCCAAAUCAAAAGUCUAAGGAGCUUUCACAGCGUAUAUAACUUUUAAUUGCAAUCUCAAUUGAUUGAUGUGAAAUUAGUUAUUAUUUCUCCACCCUGAAAACUCUGGUAUCUUUUGAAGAUCAGGUAAAGUUUGGUAGUUUUUGGAGAUUAAUCGUAGGAAUGUAAUAACUUUUCAUGUGAAUUAUUUGUUUUCUUAUCUAGUC
Messenger RNA from Cryptomeria japonica (Japanese cedar), 1739 nucleotides. RefSeq names its product 7-deoxyloganetin glucosyltransferase. Bases 84 to 1553 code for a protein of 489 amino acids. Gene Ontology annotation, molecular function: UDP-glycosyltransferase activity. The transcript has 3 exons. Lineage: Eukaryota; Viridiplantae; Streptophyta; Pinopsida; Cupressales; Cupressaceae. The record is from RefSeq and is a predicted model, not a curated record.